CCACGGCCGCGUCAGUGAUCCGACGACGAUCGGAGCCGGCGUAUAGCGUAAACCGCGGAGAACACUUUCGGCGUUUUACGAUAUCAAAAUAAUACUAUCGUUUUCUAGCCGGUCGCGUAAUCGGUUCUGCCUAGCAAACUCAGUCCGUACCGGUCGCACGCGACUGUUAUCAUAACACAUAACUUUGCUCGUAAAAUAAUUUCGUUAACACGCGACCGUUUGCUGACAGUCGACGAACGAGUAGAAUCGCCGGCGCGAUGAACAGCUAGCGAUAAGCACUCUUUUUCGCGUCCAAGGUAGCGUACGCAGACCUUGCUGACAGGGAAGAGAGGCGGCGGCGGCAGAAUUUUGGGUCACACAGUCCUUGUCAAUUAUUAUUAAACUAUGGUGCAGUGGCAGCAAAAGUGCGUGGAAGUGAUCGAAAGCUACCGCUCGAACGUGAUCCGUUGUAUUCGGUUCGGAUCUAUAUCGUCGCCGUAGUAGUAGUAGUAGUACAAUGAUAGCCCGAGCGUACGUGACCGUAUGGAUCGUGGCGUGGGCGUCCUGUCCGGCGGCCACCAUCGUCGGUGCCAAGGUGACGAAAUGCUGUCCAAGGGACAUGAUAUUGGCGAUCGACACGUUCUCGUGCACGGGCUUCGUGGCGGACGACAAGGGCCAGCACGAGUCGUACGCUUGGUCGUCGGACGACGACUCGGCUGCGGCCACCGCACCGGCAGACUUUGCGUUCUCCGUCUCCAACAGCAACUCGAUUCCCUGGUGGAUACCGCCAUACAUGGAGUUCCUGCAGUCUUCGAACCUGUCCGAGAAGUUCGAUCCGGACGGCCGGAUGUUUGACAUGGAUGGCCGCAUGCCGUGCGACAUGGGCGCCCGGGAGAUGACCGUCAUCGACGACGACGUGGCGGUGCUGGACGACGGGCAGCUGGUCAUGUUCGGACAGGAAACCCGGUCGUCCGGCGUUUACGGGCGGCUGACGUUCUCCAGCGCCGAGUACUGCAUCGACCGCGUGUCGCUGGUGGACGGCGUCACGGUUAACGGCAACGGGCGUGCGCACAACAAGGCGGCCGCUACCAGCACGACGACGUCCACGACGACCACGACCAGCACGACCCCGGCCGCCGUCAAUAACGAGACGCUGGCCACGUACACGUACGUGGCGCUGGUGUGCCGGCCGUGCUCGAGGAUGACGUGCGUGCCGAAGUGCUGCGGCAAGGGACUCAUGCUCGCGUACCAGCACAACAAGAGCGGCGUCAUCGGGUGCGGCAAAGUGCAGUCCGUGGUCAACGCCACCGCGGCCAUACACAUGAAACUCGCCAACGGCACAGAACUGCGGCGUAAGGACCUCUAUUUCUACGGCCUGAAGCCGCCGAACUGCGGUCCCCGCGGCUGGUACCUGCUCGGCGGAGACGUGAAAAAUGCCGGCGUCGCGACCACGAAAAAGCUGCAGGCGACUUACGGGCUGCUGCCGGACGGCCGCGUGCUGGUGGACGGCGGCCUGUUGCCCAUCGAGCGCGACGACUACUGUGUGGACGCGAUGCAGGCCGAGACGAAUACGACGUACACGGGCGUGAUGCUCGCCUGCCGACUGGCCGCCGGCGUGGCGGACGCCGCCGGCCCGCUGAAGUUCCGGCAGAUACUGUACGGCGCCUACUUCGUGGUCGGCACGAUUUUCCUGGCCGCCACGCUGCUCAUAUACGCCGUGCUGCCCGAGCUCCGCGUCACCGUCCACUCGGGCAACCUGAUCGCGCACACCGUCUGCCUGUUCGUGUCGUACGCCACGCUGGCGGCCACCACGCUCGUCCGCCAAUUGUUCAACAAUUGCGCCUGCGUCAUUGCCGGUUUCGUCAUACAAUUUUCAUUUCUUGCGGCAUUUUUCUGGCUCAACGUUAUGUGUGCGGACAUUGCGUGGACAUUUAGCGGAUUCAGACUACUUUUGUCGUCGAAUAAAAUUGAAAACGAGAAGAAAAAAUAUGUCAUUUAUUCAGCUUAUGCGUGGGGCUGUAGCAUCGGAAUCACAAUACUAACAGCUAUGGCCGAAUUCACCAAAUUAUUCGGUGAUAGUAGUUAUAAACCAAAUUUUGGCAAUUAUGAUUGUUGGUUUUCUAAUAAAUUAUCAGUUGGUGUAUUCUUUUAUUUACCUAUUGGGUUACUUCUAUCAACCAAUUUCAUACUGUUCUUAUUCACUGCUUUUAGAAUUGUAUUCAUCCGAAGGGGUACGUCAAAAGUAUUGAAUCGUCAAAAUAAUCACAAUGAUAUGAGGUUGUCGCUGUACUUAAAGCUGUUCUGCCUGAUGGGCGUGACUUUCGUUUUCGAAGUGAUCUCGUGGGCGGUGGAGGCGCCCGCUUACUACUGGUACGCGACGGACGCGAUCAACUCGCUCCGCGGCGUGUUCGUGUUCUUCAUAUUCUGCUGGAAGCGGUCGGUGCUCAACCUGCUGCUGGCCCGGGCGCCCGAGCCGGCCCGCGAACGGUUUGUCCGGGCGUUCGGCGUCCGCGAACCGCACAGGUACCCGAGUUUCUCGUCGUCGUGCCAGCCCAACACCUUCGGUACCGCCGCCAACGCCAGCACACGGACCCACAGCGGCGGUGCGACGUCCGCGCACACGGCGGUCAGCGGGGGAUUGCAGUUGUCGCAGUUCGGCAGUUCGGCGUCCGUCGCGGCGACGGCGGCCAGGAGGAAUUCGUCCGGACGACCGUGACGGCACGACCGCCAACUAUAACUUUUAUAGAUAAUAUUAUUAUUAUUAUUAUUAUUAUAGAGAUGACUCGUCGUCACGACACAAUUUUCGGGCCGUGUGGGUGGGGGGGGGGGGGGUGUACGGGACGUUUAUUUACAGCGCAUAGUUGAUGUAUACACACGGAUGGAACGUACAUCGUAUUCGUGGACGGGGUCGAAGAGCGUAUAAUAUUAUAUAAAUGUAUUAUAUACCUACUAGUUGCCACCGUGCACAAAACGGUUGCGUACGAUCGAAGUUGUCGUAUCAUCACCACUGCAGAUAUAACAAUAUUCGCACUGCGAUAAUAUUAAAUUAAUAUUACAGAGCUAUAACUUAAAAACACAAUAUCAUGACAAAUUAUAGUUAAAUUAUAUUAUAUAAUAUUACAACGAUAAUGAAAAAAGAAAUAAUAAUAAUAAAAUCAAUCGAAUUCGACAUAUUUAGCAGACAGCGGGUUGAUUAAAUGUUUUAUUCGUCAUAAACCACAUUAUACAACCAUAAUGGUAACUAGUAGACUUCAUAUUCGAUCAAAAUACCUAAUAUCAGUGGCGACUCGUGGAGUUUGCGUAAGAGGGUACACAAACACAUUUCAGAUAUGCAAUUUGUCUAUAAAAUUGUUUUAUACACUUAUCAAAAAUAAUAUACUAAAUAAUACACAACAAAUUAGUGAACCGCAAAAUUAUCAAAUCGUUAACAGGUACACCAUUUUUUGUCAUUACCAAUACAGCAACAACAACCUUUUUUUUAAAUUGUUUUCAAAAUGCCAACUAUGUUGUGCAUAGUAACUAGUUAUAGUUUUACUACAAAUAUAAAUAUAUAUAUUAUACUUUUUUGGGGUGUUUACGCACUCCAGCGCACUAUGUAACACGAGCCGCUACUGCGUGUAUAUUAAUUAAAGGAUUGUCUUAUACUCUUAUUAAUGUAUAAUAUGCUAUCUGUGGUACAAUGGUAGAGUUAGGUUGCAUGAGCUAAGAUAUAUUAUGUGGAUAGCAUUAGUCGUGUGCUCGUGUAGCUAAAAAGUGAAAUCCACUAGUAAAAUUUCGCAUGUAAAUACUUUUAGAUUUAGAGAAACGUUAUUAAUUCUCAUCACGAGCCCUCUAUUAUCUUAGUUUAUGGCCACUGAUCAGAGGGUGAUGGGACUUUGCACCUCUACAGGUAGUCAAAAAUAAUGUUUGUAAUUUGUACCAUUACAGGUAGUCGAAAACUAUGUUUGCAAUUUAAAAUGAGUAUUUAUGUAUUUGACAAUUUCGUUGGUAUUCACAUUGACGUCGAGAUUCGAUGAAAAAGUUAGUGAAAUAGUCACUCAAAAUUUAAAAUAAUAUAUCUUGUGUUCUUAGCCUUUCUUAUUUCAUAUCUUAUAUUCUAAUACUAAACCAUGUGAGUAUUAUAAACGUAUAAAAUAUUUGAUUUUGGUGUAAGUUGCAAUUCAUCAUAGUUUCAAUAUCUGAGACGAUGAAAAUUAUAAACGAAUGUUGAUACAAAGUACCUACGUAAUAUAUUAUGUUCUAUAUAGUUCGGAUUAAUUUUAGUGAAAAUCGAUUACAGUCCUAACCUACCGGUAUAGGUCAGAUAGGAGGGCGGUACGUUAGACGCGAUCGACGUUAACGUGUAUAAGGGUCGAAGAAACAGGUCUACAACCGACAGCCCUCCACCACCACUCAUUCCAUAAGAAAUUUAUGGUAUACGGCUUGCAACGAUUAUUCCGCAGUAUAAUAAAACAUUUAAUAUAUAUCUAUAAUAAUCUGACCCCAGAAGCCAAUUAUAUUCUAUACGCAUACUCCAGUCACCAGACCCUGCAGGUCGUAUAUUAUAAAAAUAUAUUAUUAACUGAAAUAGCUAUCUUAUGGUACUUAUUUUUUUCUGUAAAAUGCGAUAGAAAUCAUUUUUUUCUCUCUUCAGCCCCGAUUCACGUGCGUAUUUAACCGCCUCUCGGGUGGGUCCGUCCGCUCCGUACUUCAUACCCACUGCACCGGACCGUCAUCAACUGUCGCCUGUGUCAUUACACAAUGUCUCCGGUCGGUCGGGGCAUUAAAAUAAAAUGUUUAAUAUCUACUGCGUCUUAUUUAAUACGAUCCAUGUAUAAUGCGCUUUUCAAAAAUUUCCUUGAAUUGUCGAUUUAUUGUUAUUUUUGUUCAAGUAGGUUUCUAAAUAUUCUACACGAUACGGUCGUCUGCAGGGGGUUAUCCGUCCGACCCAACCAAUUUUGAAGAUCGGCACGUAGUUCAUGAACCGGUACGACCCAUGUCGACGAUUUGUAUGACUUGUGUGCGUAUGGUGCUAUUCUUAUAGUUUUUUCAUAUAUUGAUUUAUUAUUAUUCUGUAUAAAAGGACUUUCUUUUUUUCUUGAAAAUCUUUAAAACACGAUUUCUGAACACCAUUAAAAUGACCACCCCUACGAGAUCGUAAAUAUUUUACACUUGACAACGGUAAGACGUGUUCCAGACGUGAAUCGUUUGUAUUGUGUGUUAUUGUAACAACACUUGUUGAACAAUUCUCUUUUUCAUUUAUUGUGACCUAAAGGCACGUAUUAUAAACACCCUCAAUGUAUUUUAUAAAAUAGAUGUUUUGUUUGGCCACCCUCUACGGAGGACACAUGUUGCCCACACCAGCAUGAUGCAAUACGUAGCAACUAUUUCAUCAUCUUCUGAUUUUUUUUCCACGUUUUAUGAAUAUAAUUCUAAUUCUACCAUAUAUAUUUUAAGGCAUAAACUCGAUAUUCCAAUUAAAUAUAUAACUUACUUGCGUUAUGUUAAGGUGAUAUCUGAUACUUCUUUUAAAUGUGUCCUCUGCAGCAUGUCAGCGUCCAAAUGACUAAGACAUUAGGUUACAGAAAAAUCAAAAUAUAUCGGAAAUUUCAAUCAUUUUUGAGGUCCUGCUCCGCUUCACUAUAAUAAGUUAAAUCAUUCAUAACGAGAAAUCGACAUUGCAGAUGAAUCCAUUGACGUUUUUCAUGUCACUAGUUAUAUGGAAAUACAAAGUUUUUUAUCAGUAAAAAUCAAUUUUUUAUAAAGUUUUACGGACGUUGAAAUAAGGAAAUAUUAUCCUAUACAUUUCGAAAAUAUAUACCUACACUUGUUUACGUAAUAUAGGUACGUAAUUUAUCGAUAUUUAAAACUAUCCAAAAAUGUAUCGGAACAAUUAUUAUCAUAUGAAUAUUGAAUAUAAAGUAUAUUAUAGGAAGCCUCGAAUAACGAUAUUCCCACGUCAAGAAUGUCCAUUAUCUGUAUACACUAUACAUAUAUCUGAUGAUUCAUUAUCAACGUCAAUAGGUUAUGAUUAUUGUUGAAAAAAAUCAGUAAAAUAAAUAACUGAACCGUAGUAAUAUAAAAACUAAUGGGAUAUACGUGUAUAUGAUCUGACAACAGGAUAAUGAAAGAAUCUCAUUAUUUUUUUUCUCUUAUUAUCGCAUAUGAUUAUAAAUUUCAGAGACUUGUCAUGUAGUUCGACCCUCGUUUGGUGAAGUACUUCAUCAAAUACAAUUGUAAUUGUUAUUCUCGGAAUACCAGAUUAUCAGUCGCCUAUAGAAUUUACUUAUUGUGUGUAGCUACUGCAGCUAAACGAAUAUUGCAUUAUGUCUAUACCGAUAGUUAGUUUUACCGCUUAGUUCUGUCUCCCGUGUGACCAAUCGUCACCACGAAAAAAGUUUUAUUUUAUAUAUUUUAUAAUAAUACGAAUAAAAUAAAUAAUACGUUAUACCUUCAUAUGAAUACAUAACUACUUCUGUAAAUUAUUAUAAUUAAAAUUUAUUAUUAUUAUUAUUAUUAUGCUUGAACAAUCGAUAAUUUAUAAUACAUCGCAUAUAAAUCCUUUUUUUUGUAUAAAAUAUCUUAAUCAUUAAAAUCAUUAUAUUAUCGUGCUAUAUUGUAUCAUUAUAAUAUUAUACACAUUAAAUAUGUCUUAUAUCUUAAAUAUGUCUAUAGUCUAUAUAUCUUUUAGACGCUGUCUAGUCGUCCCACUUCAUCAUCAGCCAUCACGUUCACUUACCUAAACAUAUAUAAUGUUGAUCUCGGGUAAAUUGAUUUUUUUGACUUUCAAAAAAUAAUGAGACUAUAUAUAUAUAUAUUACUAUUAUUAUUAUUAUUAUUAUUAUUAUUAUUAUUACGUCGUUGUAUUUUUCUUAUUAUAUAAUGUAUAUAUUAUAUAGAAUCGCGGAUAAAACGAUUUUGCUAAACCGUAAAUUGAAAAUCGUUUUUCGCGCUGUAUCUAUGUUUUUUAAUUUUAUUUGUUUUAAAAAUAUAGUUGUACUUUAAGAAUGUAACAUCUAAGAUAUUUUAAUAAGAAUUGUUCACUUUAUUCACCGUCUCCUUUAAUAAUAUUAAUUUUAAUCAUAUGCGUAGUUUCCACGUUCACAUAAUCACAUUAUAUUAUAUAAUCUAGUCACCAUUUAUGACCAAGCCGAAUGUACAAAUUAAUAAUUAUUAUUGUUUUACGUGCUUUGAACAAAUUGUAAACUGAAUUUUAAACGUACCUAUCUAUAGUUUAAUUUAAUCCUAAACUUAACUUGAUUUAUAUCAUACACAUUACACCGUAAUACGGUUAUGUGUUACACCUUAUUCGCCGAAGAGAUAUAGUGAAUCAAUUUUUGUUUAUCUCUUUUGGUUGAAUCAGGCAAUUUAUAAAAUAUAAUCAAGUAGAUAUACUUUUAUUAUAUGCUUUGAAUAUAUACUAUACAAUACAUAAAAUAUUAAUUGUAUUAAUAAAUAUAUUAAAAAUUAAUAAUAUUAUUAUAUAUACAUAUUGUUGUAUGCUGCUGUUAAUUAUACAUAUUAUUUAAUUUAUAAAGUUUGUUACGCCACUCCAAAUAUAUAAUGAUACAUUAUGAUGUAAUAA
Messenger RNA from Rhopalosiphum padi (bird cherry-oat aphid), 7543 nucleotides. Its product is annotated as probable G-protein coupled receptor Mth-like 3. NCBI's taxonomy places the organism in Eukaryota, Metazoa, Arthropoda, Insecta, Hemiptera, Aphididae. The coding region runs from base 497 to 2695 and encodes 732 amino acids. The record is from RefSeq and is a predicted model, not a curated record. Gene Ontology annotation, cellular component: membrane. The transcript has 9 exons. Gene Ontology annotation, molecular function: G protein-coupled receptor activity. Gene Ontology annotation, biological process: cell surface receptor signaling pathway; G protein-coupled receptor signaling pathway.